AUGAAAUAUAUUUUGUUAUUGCUGACUAUUGGACUGAUUCAAGUAAAUGCUGUAAAUUGGGCAUUAUUGGUCUCAGGUUCAAAUGCAUUCUACAACUAUCGACAUCAAGCUGAUGUUUGCCAUUCAUACAAGACAUUAAUUAGAAAUGGUUAUAAUCCUGAGAAUGUGAUUGUUUUUGCAUAUGAUGAUAUAGCUUAGAACAGAUAAAACAUCUACAAAGGAGCUAUCUAUAAUUAACCUAACGAAGAUGGAUUUUCAGAAAAUGUUUAUGAUGGUUGUGUUAUUGAUUACUCUAAGACUGAUGUCAAUCCAGCAAACUUUCUCAAUGUUUUGAAAGGAAAUUAUGAUCAUUUGCCAGAUGGUCAUAAGUUCAUCAACUCCACAAGAGAAGACAACAUUUUUGUUUAUUUCUCAGAUCACGGAUCUCCAGGUUUAAUAGCCUUCCCAACAUCUUACCUCUAUGAAUAAGAAUUAUUAGAAACCUUUUAAUACAUGUAUGAGAAUGAUAGAUACAACAAGCUUGUAUUCUAUUUGGAAACAUGCGAAUCUGGAUCCAUGUUUGUCAAUCUACCAACAAAUCAUAGAAUUUAUGCUUUGUCAGCUGCCAAUCCAUAUGAAUCAUCUUGGGGUACUUAUUGUCCACCCGAUGAUAUUGUCAAUGGAAAGAGUCUAGGAACUUGUUUGGGAGAUGAAUUUUCAGUCACUUUCUUAGAAAAUGUGGAUAUUGGUGAUUUUUCAUAGUCUCUCCAAGAACAUUUUGAAUUUAUCAGAGAUAAUACAUUGAAAUCAAAUGUCAUGUAAUGGGGUGAUGUCUCAUUUACCAGUGAUACAAUUAAAGAUUUCUUUUGGGGACGUAGAUUCUAAGAGAAAAGAAAGAUGUGCUCUAAAGAUGCCUUUUUCAUGAAUGACGAGAAUGUUUCAAGAUGGGAUUCAAGAGACAAUAAAUUGUUAUUCUAUUAAAAUAGAUACAAUCAGACAGGUGAUUUGGAAGACUUCAUUGAAUUAGAAAAUGAAAUCAAAUCAAGAGCAUACUUUGACACAAUCUUUGGUGAAUUACAAAAAUCAUUGAAAUUGAAAGGAGAUUAUCACUUUGCCUUAAACUAGAAGUGUCUUAAGUCUGCUAUUGAAAUAUUUGAAGACAAAUGCACAAAGUUAACUGAUUAUGGUCUUAAAUAUGUUAAAUUGUUUGGAGAGAUGUGUGAUAGCACAAACUUACUUCAAGUCCAAUUAAAUAUGAUAGUAUCAACUUUAUGUAUGACAGAAUGAUUUAUCUAUAUAAAUAACAAAAAUAUUUCC
Paramecium tetraurelia is the source of this 1296-nucleotide messenger RNA. RefSeq lists its product as uncharacterized. Gene Ontology annotation, molecular function: cysteine-type endopeptidase activity. The transcript has 3 exons. Gene Ontology annotation, biological process: vacuolar protein processing. The record is from RefSeq and is a predicted model, not a curated record. NCBI's taxonomy places the organism in Eukaryota, Ciliophora, Oligohymenophorea, Peniculida, Parameciidae.